Messenger RNA from Lodderomyces elongisporus, 729 nucleotides. RefSeq names its product ESCRT-II subunit protein. The record is from RefSeq and is a predicted model, not a curated record. Gene Ontology annotation, biological process: protein transport to vacuole involved in ubiquitin-dependent protein catabolic process via the multivesicular body sorting pathway. Gene Ontology annotation, cellular component: ESCRT II complex. Bases 1 to 729 code for a protein of 242 amino acids. Gene Ontology annotation, molecular function: protein homodimerization activity; structural molecule activity. The transcript has a single exon. Lineage: Eukaryota; Fungi; Ascomycota; Pichiomycetes; Serinales; Debaryomycetaceae.
AUGGAUACUGCUCAACCUAUAACCCUGUCAUCGUUAUCGACUUUUGAAUUUCCGCGAAUCCAUACAUUUCCUCCGCUUUAUACCAAGCAACCGAAUCAAACGAUCCAACAACAGCAACUAGAAUCAUGGACAAACAUAAUUUUAAGCUACUGUGAAUUUUACAAAAUCACUUCAUUGACUAGUGAGGGCCAACCACGGCACUCUCAGUUGUUUUCAAAGGCUCAAUUUAAUUUAUUUCCACUGCUUUUUGAGAAUAAAAGCAUAAACCGGCAUGUUAAUGCAGAUUUUAAAACUACAAUCUUGACUCAUUUGAUCCACACCAAAAAAGCAGAGUACAUAAAUCUGAAACGACCAGAGUUGGGUAUAUUUAUUUAUUGGAGAAGUGUUGUUGAUUGGGGUAACAUCUUGUAUGACUACAUUUCCAACACUGGGCAAAAGGGUACAGUGAUGACAUUAUAUGAAUUGACGAAAGGAGGAGCUGGAGGAGGAGAGAUUGGUGCAAGUACUGAAGAAGACGGAUUGGGUGAAGAUAAUGACAAUUAUAACUAUACUGAUAAUAUUAAUAAUAAUAAUAAUGAUGAUGAUGAUGAAAACCUUUUGCCAAGUGAAUUGAAAAACAUGGAUGAGUUGUUAUUGAUCAAAGUUAUUCAAGAAUAUCUUGUCAAACAGGGUAAAGCUCAAGUUUUGUUGAACGAGUACAAUCAAAUAGGUGGUGUAAAAAUCGUGUAA